Molecule: messenger RNA, 942 nt
Organism: Python bivittatus (Burmese python)
Lineage: Eukaryota; Metazoa; Chordata; Lepidosauria; Squamata; Pythonidae
Source: RefSeq, a predicted model, not a curated record
AUGGAAAAGACCAAUGAAGGAGCCCAAAAUAAAACAAAAGUGAUGGAAUUCAUUCUUCUUGGCUUCCCUGGACCUCAUUAUCUAAAAAUGCUCAUUUUUAUAAUCUUUCUUAUCAUGUACAGUCUAACCAUUUUGGGAAAUAUGGCCAUUAUCAUUCUCGUAACCACAACUCAGUGUCUCCACACUCCCAUGUACUUCUUCCUUUGCAAUCUCUCCUUCCUGGAAAUAUGGUAUACAACAGCCUCUGUUCCAAAGACCCUGGCCACCAUUCUUGGAUGGAAUAAAACCAUCUCUUUCAUUGGUUGCAUUCUGCAGAUGUACUUUGUUUUUGCCUUGGGAUGCACAGAAUAUUUCCUGCUGUCUGUCAUGGCUUAUGAUCGAUAUUUGGCCAUAUGUUAUCCACUGCACUACACCACUACCAUGAACUUCCAUUUGUCUAGCAAGCUAGCAGCUGGCUCUUGGCUAAGCGGAUUCAUCAUUAUUUCCAUACCAGCUUUUCUGAUCUCAAGAUUGACCUUUUGUGGACCUAGUGUGAUUAAUCACUUCUUUUGCAACAUUGAUUCCUGGAUAGUUCUGGCCUGCAGCAGCACCUUUGAUGUUGAAAUGGCAGCCUUUGUCAUAUCCAUCUUUGUUAUAUUGGGACCCUGUGUGAUAACUCUACUUUCCUAUGUUUAUAUCAUCUCCACCAUACUACGCAUCCCUUCAGCCAAAGGACAGCAAAAGGCCUUUUCUACGUGUUCCUCCCAUCUUGCAGUUGUGGUGAUUUGGUAUGGUUCCACCAUUUUUCUCUUUGUUAAGCCUUCUAAACGGACCUCUUUAGAAAUUACCAAAAUAGUGAACAUUUUGAACACAAUCGUGACUCCCUUGCUGAAUCCCUUUAUUUACACACUAAGGAACAAAGAUGUAAAGGAAGCAUUUAGACAUUCUUUGCAUUGGCAUUAA